AUGUCCACUCUCUCUCUAGGCUCUCAGCACCCACGUCGCACCCCAAUGCCUGUUAAAUACCCCCGCUUUUACUCCUCGCCGCUGGACGACGGCUUGGAGACACCACUGCAAAUCUACGGCUACGAACAGCGCGAGCCAUCUAUCUAUGAGAAACCCAAACUGUUCCGCCGCGUCUCGCACGCUCUCGACGAUAUCAAGGAAGACUUUUCUCUGAACCUGGAACCUGCCCGCUCGACUGCCAACAAGAUCAAGCGUCGUUCUACACUUCUGCUAGACGCCAACCUGGGUACAACCCCGCGCCCGGAAACUGCUGAUGGGAUGCCCAUGCGCUCUCGACCAAUGUCUAUCUUGUCCGUUUCCACCCCGCAGCCCGGACUGAGCCGGAGACUCAGUCGACGACUGUCGAUUUUCUCUACGCGGAGCAAGCUUGCGACCGUGUCGAAUACGGCCAGUAUCUCGUCGCCGAACUUGAUCGGUUCGUCGACGCAGUACGCCAACGGCAGCCAGACGACUUUCAUCUAA
This is a messenger RNA of Penicillium cataractarum, 522 nucleotides long. RefSeq lists its product as uncharacterized. The coding region runs from base 1 to 522 and encodes 173 amino acids. The record is from RefSeq and is a predicted model, not a curated record. The transcript has a single exon. NCBI's taxonomy places the organism in Eukaryota, Fungi, Ascomycota, Eurotiomycetes, Eurotiales, Aspergillaceae.